This is a messenger RNA of Cicer arietinum (chickpea), 2946 nucleotides long. RefSeq lists its product as uncharacterized. Gene Ontology annotation, biological process: response to abscisic acid; response to stress. The record is from RefSeq and is a predicted model, not a curated record. NCBI's taxonomy places the organism in Eukaryota, Viridiplantae, Streptophyta, Magnoliopsida, Fabales, Fabaceae.
UUGUGUUUAUUGAACAAGAAUUGAAGUAGUUACUAUUCCUUUUUCAAUUAAUCAUGGACUCAAGAACAAUGCAAAGUCAUGCCCACGAGCACGAUGAACAUCAUCAUCCUCAAAAUUUUGGCUCACAACAAGUGGCACAUGGUAAGGAGGAACAUCAUGAUGGCCAUGAAAAGAAAUCGGUUCUAAAGAAAGUGAAGGCAAAGGCUAAGAAAAUUAAGAACACACUCACAAAGCAUGGUCAUCAAGAACAUGGUCAUGAUCAGUAUCAUUAUGAAGAUCAACAUAUCCCUGAUGAUCAUGAUUUGGAUGAGGAAGAUGACUAUGAUGAAGAAUUGGUUCAAGACCCAGAAGUCCAUGGAGCACCAAUUUAUGACAGUGCUAGAGUUAGAAAUGUGAAUUUUGGAGGCACAAGAGUUAUGAGAGAAGAACAUGAUCAUGAGGCAAGAGUAGUAGUUGUUUCUCCAACUACUACUGAAAUUAAUCAAAGUAUGCAACAUAAGGUUAAUUUAGAGAGAAGAAUGAAUUUGGAGGAAGAUCCUCAUGCACCUGGAAGUAGACUUGAAGCAUAUGCUAUUUCCAAUUAUCAAACCAAACUCACUGAUCCAACUAGGGCAGGUGGUGCAGAAAUUGACAUUACCCCAAUUAAAAAAUCUAUUGAGAGAAUGUCAGUUCAAAAUGAAGCAAAAACUCUUCCAACUAUUGAUGAAACACAAUACCCUAAACCUUCCAUUGGAAUCCAUCACCAAUUUCCUCCACAACUUUCUACAGAAACCAAAACUCCUUAUCCAUCAUCAUUACCUACUUCAACAUAUAACCAAAAUUCACCACAACUAUCAACUGAAAUCAAAACUCAAUACCCCAAAAAUCAUGAUCAAAACUUGCAACAACAUUCCUAUCCAACAAAAACUCAAUACCCUUUGGCAACAAGCCAUGAUCAACAUUUACCACAAUACCCUUCAAGCCAUGAUCAUUUUACACCAAAUGAGCCUAAACCUCAACACCGUUUUGCAACUAGUCAUGAUCAACAUUUACCACAAUACCCUUCAAGCCAAGAUCAAAAUUUACCACAAUACCCUUCAAGUCAUGAUCAACAUUUACCUCAUGAUCAACAUUUCACACCAAAGUUGCAACCAAAUGAGCCUAAACCUCAACACCAUUUUGCAACUAGCCAUGAUCAACAUUUACCACAAUACCCUUCAAGCCAUGAUCAACAUUUACCGCAAUACCCUUCAAGCCAAGAUCAAAAUUUACCACAAUACCCUUUAACCCAUGAUCAACAUUUACCACAACAUUUCACACCAAAUUUACUACCAACUGAGCCUAAACCUCAACACCAUUUUGCAACUAGCCAUGAUCAACAUUUACAUCAACACCCUUCAAGCCAAAAUCAACAUUUACCACAACACCAAAAUCAACAAUUACCACAAUACCCUUCAAGCCAAGAUAAACAUUUACCUCAAUACCCUUCAAGCCAUGAUCAUAUCACACCAAAUUUACUACCAACUGAGCCUAAACUUCAACACUCUUCUGCCACAAGCCAUGACCAUUUUAAACAAGAAUUACCAAAUGAACCUAAGCUUCAACACUCUUCUAAUAUAAGCCAUCAUUAUCCAUCUUCUGGAAGCCAUGAUCAGUUUAGAGAAGAGUUACCAACUCAACACCAUUCUCUACAACAUUCCUCCAAUGCAAUGAAAACUCAGUAUCCUUCAUCUGGAAGCCAUGAUCAGUUUAGAGAAGAGUUUUCUACCAACAAUAAUCAAAACACAUUCAGAGUUGAAGAACAACCUCAGCUACAUGAUGAAUCAAAUCAAAACAACAGUUACACAGACAAAAUCUACUCUGCAACUUCUGCAAUAGCCGACAAAGCUGCAACAGCUAAAAAUGCAGUCGCGUCGAAGCUUGGAUACGACCAACAAGGCGAAAACGAAACAUAUCAACGAACAGCCGGAGAAACACCGUCGAACCAAAGUAGUUACACAGAAAAAAUCUCAUCUGCAACCUCUGCAAUAGCCGAUAAAGCCGCAACAGCUAAAAAUGCAGUCGCAUCGAAGCUUGGAUAUGGCGAACAAGGCGGAAACAAAACAAAUCAAAACCAGAGUAGUUAUUCAGAGAAAAUCUCAUCUGCAACAUCUGCAGUAGCGGAUAAAGCUGCACAAGCUAAAAACACAGUAGCUUCAAAGCUCGGUGUGGGCGGAAAAGAUGAAACUUCUCAAAGUGAGAGAGAUGAAACUUCUCAAAGUGAGAGAGAUUCAAAGGUAACAAGCCAUGAAGAGAAGAAGAAGAGUGAUAGAAAUUAUUCUUCUGCAGUGUCACCUGCAGAAUAUGGAAAGAGAAUUGCAGUUUCCUUGACAGACAAGUUAACUCCAGUUAGUGGAAAUGUUGGUGAAAGGGUAAGUGGGGGUGUAGAACAGGAUAAAGGGGUGUCAAUGAAAGACUAUUUAGCUGAAAAGUUGAGACCUGGAGUGGAAGAGAAGGCUCUUUCUGAUGUGAUUUCUGAGAGUUUGUAUGAGGAUGAUGAAAGAGAGGGUAGUGAUGUGGUGAGACCAAAGGGGAAGGUGAUUGAGUCUGAAGAAGUGAAGAAGAGGUUAGGGAGUUGGGAUGAUGAGAAAGAGAAAGAUCAUGAAGAGAGUAAUAAGGCUAUGGUUGAUAUGGUUAAGGAUGUUGUUGGAUCUUGGUUUGGUAAACCAGGUGAGAAUCAAACCAAUCAAGGAAGUGGAGAGGUUCAUCAAACUGCAGGUGAACGAAGGUUGCAUGAGUCAUCUAAUUGAAGAGAAGGUUUUAGUGGAAUCCUAGUUCUUUGUUUAUGUAAAUGUUUUUUCCUUUGAAGUUGUGGUUGUUUAAACUUGGAGUAUAGAACAUUUCAAAAGUCAUUUGUUUCUUAUUUAUGAUUCUAUGUUGUUUGGUUUAGUCCAAUAAAUCUUCUCGUGUUCAAUAGGUGAAAAUGAA